AUGGCAGCGGAUGUUACACAUGCCUUUAGAGGCACAUUUUAUCACACGCCUUCGUAUGGCCGCCUGGAUGCGCUGCGGGAUGUCGUAGUCGUAAUCCAAGAUGGAAGCAUUGCGCGAAUUGCAGAAGGCAGCGAGGAGGCUGCGGUGCGAGACGAGUAUGGUCUCGCUGAAGUACGCCAGCUGGAGGCAAGUCAAUACUUCGUACCAGGCUUCAUUGACACACAUGUACAUGCCCCACAGUACCACUACACCGGCACCGGCACUGAUGUUCCGCUCAUGGAAUGGCUCCGCAAGUACACCUUCCCGGCGGAGACGUCCUUCCAGGACUUGGAUGCCGCUCGCCAGCGCUACUCGCUGCUCGUGAAGCGCUUCUUGGCAAAUGGCACAACCACCGCCAUGUACUACGGCUCGCUGCACCUGCAGCCCAAUUUGGUGCUGGUGGACUCAAUCGAGCGGCUUGGGCAGCGGGCAGUGGUGGGGAAGGUUAACAUGGACCGCCAUUCCCCUGACGACUACAUUGAGAACACCUCGGACGGUCUUCGUGACGCGGAGGCCUUCGUGACCUACACCCUGGACAAGAAGUGCUCCCGCAUCCAACCCUGCAUCACACCGCGCUUUAUCCCAACGUGCACUCCGGAGCUAAUGAAGGGCCUUGCUGCGAUUGCGUCCAAGUACGGCUGCCACAUCCAGUCGCACAUCUCCGAGUGCUGUGGUGAGGUCAACUGUGUGCGGGAGAUGCACCCCGAUUACGCAUCGGACGCGGCGGUGUUUGAGGAGAUGGGUCUGCUCACCAGCCGUACUGUCAUGGCGCACGGCACGCUGCUGAGCGACGAGGACAUUCGCCACCUGGCGCGGCGGGGCACCGCCGUCAGCCACUGCCCGCUGUCGAACUUCAUUUUCGGGGAUGCGUUUUUCAAGGUGAAUCACGCGCUGUCUUUGGGUCUCAAGGUGGGUCUGGGCACCGACGUGGCGGGGGGCAUCUCCCCCUCCAUGCUGUCGGCUCAGCGGAUGGCGGUGGUCAACAGCCGGUGCCUCCGUGCGCACAAGCUCGCGAAGGACGUGAUCACGUUCAAGGAAGCGCUGUGGCUGGCCACGGUGGGAGGAGCGCAGGCCCUUGACAUGUCUGACCGUGUGGGUACCUUCGAGGUGGGCAAGGAGUUCGACGCCCUGCUUGUGGACACCAACCUAGGGGGUACCAGCGGCCCCUUCGACGUGUUCCCGGGAGAGGACGACGACCAGCGCUUCGAAAAGUUCAUCAACCUGGGAGACGAUCGCAACCUGAUUGAGGUGUACGUGCAGGUGGGUCCCUCCUCCUCAGCCUCAGACCGGACUUCCCGGACUCCGCCGUGGAGGUUUUCGGUGCGUGGCUCUGAUUAUGCAGUAGUUGGUACUGACAUGCAAACCCUUUUAAGCCUGGGCUAUCCAAGUCCAAAUCGGGUUAAACAAGCAUGUACGUGUCCAUGA
Messenger RNA from Volvox carteri f. nagariensis, 1464 nucleotides. RefSeq lists its product as uncharacterized. The transcript is spliced from 8 exons. The record is from RefSeq and is a predicted model, not a curated record. Lineage: Eukaryota; Viridiplantae; Chlorophyta; Chlorophyceae; Chlamydomonadales; Volvocaceae. Gene Ontology annotation, molecular function: guanine deaminase activity; zinc ion binding. The coding region runs from base 1 to 1464 and encodes 487 amino acids. Gene Ontology annotation, biological process: guanine catabolic process. Gene Ontology annotation, cellular component: cytosol.